Molecule: messenger RNA, 3003 nt
Organism: Corticium candelabrum
Lineage: Eukaryota; Metazoa; Porifera; Homoscleromorpha; Homosclerophorida; Plakinidae
Product: rho GTPase-activating protein 32-like
Exons: 19
Coding region: 188-2695 (835 amino acids)
Biological process (GO): small GTPase-mediated signal transduction
Molecular function (GO): protein binding; phosphatidylinositol binding; GTPase activator activity
Source: RefSeq, a predicted model, not a curated record
GCGUUUGAUUCUGAAUUUGACUCGUCGUCGAGACUUCACCAGCACCCCGUGCUCAACGGCAACGGCAGCGUCUGACGUCGUCGGUUAGGGUCACACGAGAGUGGCCGUACACGUCGUAUCGCGCCACACACCAUCAUAUCAGUGUAACCGUGUCAACGACAAGUAACGAGCGAACGAAAGCGACUCGAUGGACCUUCCACGGUCGAGAAGUUGGGACGACCGACUCGACGAUUUCAUCGGCGACGAGACGGAUAGAGGACGCAGCGGAAAGAAGCUGAGACGCUUGCCUAUCGACCGAGGUCAUCGUCGGAUAUCGACGCGAUUCGAGAGCAGCUCGAGAGUCAACCGGGUCGGCGACGCCGUCGUCGAAGGCGUGAGCAAGGGGAUGAAGGUGAAGGUGAACAAGAUUUUCGACGGCACGACGCGCUUUCCGAAGAUCGAAGAAUGCGCACACUUUCACUAUGACGACGUCGAUUUGGGCAAGGAUUUCAAGGCCACUGUGGUGGAAGGCGUCUUUGUGGAGUCCGAGAGAGAUGAAGGAACUGAUUGUUGCAUGUUCAGUGUGAGAGUGAGUGCUCAACAUCAAACAUGGCUCGUUCAUCGGACGUACGAGGACUUUCAAGGGCUGGACAGACAAAUUCAUAGAUGUAUAUUUGAUCGACGAUUCAGUCGUCUUCCUCUACUCCCCGACGAGAGCAAAAACAGCCAACGAAUUCACGGAUACAUCGAGGAGACUGUUGAACGGUUGAAGCGAUAUUUGGGGAGAUUGUGUCCGCUGGCUGGCUCUCGUAUCAACUGUGGUCCUAUUCUCAAUUGGUUUGAGGUUGAUAGCAAGGGUCGUCAUUUGCAGUUGACAUCGAAGUCAGGUAUUAAUGUUCCCGCCAUUGCCGCAGCUCGGGUUGUUCAGUCGUACGUCGCUCAGGAUGACGACGAGCUGUCGCUCAAUGUGAACGAGAUUGUCUCUAUUAUUGACAUGCCGCCCGAGUCAGAGAGCAGUUGGUGGAGAGGGAAAUCAGAUUUUAAGGUUGGUUUCUUCCCUAGCAGCCACGUUGAAGUGAUUGGAGACAAGACAACACAUGAAAAUACGGCAGGAACGCUUCGAUUGAUCAGUCGAAAUAGAAGUUCGGGCAACAUGAAGCCUGUUCUCGAAAAGCGUGGAAAAAUGCUGUCCCUGCUUCGAGUCGUAAUGAAAGGGAGACCGUCGAAGGAGGAGCUGCAGAGAUCCGGCAUUGUCAGGUCACGUGUGUUUGGUGCCGAUUUGGGCGAGCACCUUGAGAACUCACAACGAUCAGUACCUUUGGUGGUCGAGCGAUGCACAAAGAUGAUCGAGAAGUAUGGCAUCGUCGAGGGCGUCUACCGUUUACCGGGAAUAUCGUCGAAUGUCAACAGACUGAGGCAAUCGUUUGACGCACACGAAGAUCCAAAUUUGGAAGUUGAUCAAUAUCUUGGAGACAUCCAGUGUUUGGCGUCAUUGUGCAAGAUGUAUUUUCGAGAGUUACCGAAUCCGUUGUUUACGUAUCAGUUGUAUGACACUUUUGAGGCUGCCUGUCGUAUGGAGGAGGGCACGUUGAAGCAACAGAACGCAAUAGCUACCGUGUUGGGGCAGUUACCACCCCCUCAUCUCAGUACUACUGAAUUCUUGAUGAAGCACUUGGCAAGGCUCGCAUUACAUAGCGAUGAAACGAAAAUGACAGCCAAGAACUUGUCGAUCGUGUGGGCACCCAAUCUCAUGAAACCUCAAUCUUCGAGUAUCGGUGACGUCGGUAUGAUCGACAUAUCGUCUCCAUCAGUAGUGGUAAGAUCACUGAUUACAAACGUUGACUGGUACUUUGGCGAACCCGGAUUGGCCGCAAUGGCCGCCAGCGCCAACAUCCAAAUCCCACCAUUAGUACGCUCAGCAACACAGAAUCCACCGGAUGGAUUUCUAUCUCUUCGGAGCAAUAGAGGCAAUCUGACGCCGCCGAGCGAACGUAGAAGCAAGACGACUGACGACAUCUCGUCGCGUAAAACGAGUACGAACUGGAGGAACCUUCUAUCGUUCGGUCGGAAGUCGGUGCGGUCAUCGUAUCUCGGUAAAGGUCGUCCGGUCAUCAGCAAUCCAGUUGCCUUCGUUGGGGCUCCGCCGGCGGCGGUGAGGGACGCGAAGGACCUUCUCGAUGCCGGUCCAUCGAACGUGAGCAGUCGGAAGUCGGCGACGCUGCCGCAGCGACAGUCGUCGAGAUACGAGACGCGGAGUCUAGAUGAAAUCGAGGAGAUGAGGACGAAGCGGCAUACGAGUCCGGUUGCCGACGCGUUCUCGGGAGCGUUCAGUCGUGGGAGCAUGACUCUACAACGAGGCGAGUCACAGGAAAUGCCGUCAGUAGGAACGACCGGAUCAUAUAGACAUGUGGAUGACUAUGAUGAGUAUGAGGAGGAGGAGGAGGAGGAGGAGUUCCCUCAUGUGGACGUUUUUGGGUCUCCGAAAGUCACCUCGAUUGACUCACCCGGCUUCAGCCCCUCAGGGCAUGGCGUUGGUUCACCCACUUCGCCUGUUCAGACGAAAUCGAAUUCGUUAGCAAGCCGAGUUCACAGCACAGACAUUGACUCGUUUAUGGCGUCCAUGUUGGACUCGUCGACGACUGGGGCCCGAAGGGCUCACAGUUAUGGCCAUGAUGCGAGCAUGGUCGCCGACGGUGUGGAGUACUCGAUAUUGUGAUAUGUCGUGGUAGAGACAGACUUUGUGUAUAGAAGUUUGUAGACUUGCUUGAUGUACAGACAGACUGGAGAGAGUAGUGGUCUUCCUAUAGUGUGUACAAGCAGCAGGAGAUUUAUUGCUGUAGAUGGUAUUAGACGUAGAGUAUUUGGUCUUUAUAAGUUGUCUGGACGGUGAGCGUUGUGACUUGUGGGAGAGACGAACUGUACAGUUUGCAUUUGAUGUUUUCUACGUGCUUGACGAAACCGAAUAGAAAUCUAGAUGCUGUGAGAUGACAGCAUUCGUUGUGAAACAGUUUGCUGUGUGAUUGG